Molecule: messenger RNA, 704 nt
Organism: Thermothielavioides terrestris NRRL 8126
Lineage: Eukaryota; Fungi; Ascomycota; Sordariomycetes; Sordariales; Chaetomiaceae
Exons: 1
Coding region: 224-697 (157 amino acids)
Source: RefSeq, a predicted model, not a curated record
GAUCGACCUGAACACGGCAGAAGCCUCCCCGGGCGACGAUGGGGGCCGCUGACCGGGCUCCUCUCCCUGCCUGGCCGUUCGAUAGGAGAUGCGUCCCCAAUCCCGCUCGGGGCUCGCCUUCGCCUCUGCUCUGCUCUCCUCCCGAUUGAACUCACAAUUGACUCAAGAGAACUCAGGAUGAGUCCCCCCAAAAACAAACAAAGAGCGAUAGAGUGCGUGUAAAAUGAGCGAAUUGACGAAAAUCGUCAAACUGGUGGUGUGCCGGAAUAACGAUGCUUCACCUUCGUGGCGUCGGGAGCUCGCGAUAACGGGUCAUGACAGGGCGACGGGCAUCGGGAGGGCUUGUUCUUCCGGGUCGCAACAGCGGUGGGACGACGGCGAUGACGGCGACGACGGGGAAAUGUGCUGGACGGGCGAUCGUUCGGCGAGUCGCGAGGAGGUCCAGAAUGAGACAACGUCGUCGUCGUCGAGGGGAAGCAAGAUCGCCGGCGUGGGAUGUGAACGGAGUAAAGCGAAAGGGAAAGGAACGGAACGGAACGAACGAAGCCGCAGAAAACCACGCGCCAGAGCGAAGCGGAAGAAAGAGCAAGGGCUGGAAGAAGGGGGGGAACGGACAGGAUGGAAGGACCUUCGGGGCGGAGCGCUGCAAGGGUGCGAGACUACCACAGUACGAUGCAAAGUGAGCAAUGGAGGGUAGCAAUGGG